AUGUCUCUCAUCGAAACGAGGCUUGAUUCUCGCGAAGAGCAGACCCAGGUGUUGAGCCAGCAAUCAUUCAACCCGGAUAUAGAUGCAGUAGUUUGGGCAAAUUUUGUAUUGGUAGGAGUUAGUGAUGAAGUCUACAGCGCACUGAUCCUAUAUAAUGCUGACAUCACGGAGCUCCAAGAAGACUACAAGCUUUCUAUUACAGUUGUUUCCUUGAUUUUCAUAACCCCGUUUGCCGGCUACGCCAUAGCUACAAUCAUCGUGAACAAGACGCUGAUGACAUUUGGCCAGCGAGGCAUCGCGAUAAUCGGCCCCCUGUGUCAUAUUCUCCCGUUUAUUGUGAUGGCUAUCCACCCGCCCUUUCCGGUUAUGCUCGUCGCCUAUAUUAUUGUGGGUCUCGGAAACGGCCUCGUCGACGCAGCGUGGAAUUCUUGGACCGCGGAUAUGAUCAAUGCGAAUGCCUUGAUGGGAUUUCUUGGCGCAUUUUAUGGACUGGGGGCCACGCUGAGCCUAACGAUCCACGCCGACGCAACAUGUUUUCGUCGAGAAAACCGUAAGAGUGCCGAUGCCAGUGGCGGCGGUCGAACCAUGGAGGCUAUGAAAAGCCCAAUUACUUGGAUCAUGGCCGUCUGGUUAUUCGUGUAUAUGGGUGUCGAAGUGUCUGUUGGCGGCUGGAUUGUAGAUCUCAUGGUCCAAGUCCGAGGCGGAGGCUACUACGAGUCUGGAUUCAUUCCUACCGGCUUCUGGGCUGGCGUGACCCUCGGACGACUAGUUCUUGGAUUUGUAAAUGACUGGCUGGGAGAACGGACCUCGAUCACUAUUUACCUUGUUCUCUCGAUUGCCCUCGAGCUUAUUCUCUGGUCGGUGCCAAACUUUACCGUCUCUGCUAUUGCAGUGACUUUUCUUGGCUUCUUCACAGGACCUCUCUUUCCCGCGGCUCUGGUAAUAGCUGCUAAACUGCUUCCUAAGCACCUACACGCCCCGGGGAUCGGACUCGUGUCAUCAUUGGCUGGUGGAGGAGGCGCAAUAUUACCAUUCGUCGCCGGCACUAUAUCUGGUGCGCGCGGCAUGCAGAGCUUGCAGGGUUUUGUACUCGCAUUGCUGGCGACUUUGAUCAUUAUUUGGAUGCUUCUUCCCCGCGAGAAGCACUCUAGUUAUAGUGAUUGAUACUGGCAAUGACAACUAAAGCUACAUGUUCAGUAGC
Molecule: messenger RNA, 1201 nt
Organism: Aspergillus steynii IBT 23096
Lineage: Eukaryota; Fungi; Ascomycota; Eurotiomycetes; Eurotiales; Aspergillaceae
Product: MFS transporter
Exons: 10
Coding region: 1-1164 (387 amino acids)
Biological process (GO): transmembrane transport
Cellular component (GO): membrane
Molecular function (GO): transmembrane transporter activity
Source: RefSeq, a predicted model, not a curated record